Molecule: messenger RNA, 1500 nt
Organism: Silurus meridionalis
Lineage: Eukaryota; Metazoa; Chordata; Actinopteri; Siluriformes; Siluridae
Gene: cab39l
Product: calcium binding protein 39-like
Exons: 9
Coding region: 411-1415 (334 amino acids)
Biological process (GO): intracellular signal transduction
Molecular function (GO): protein serine/threonine kinase activator activity
Source: RefSeq, a predicted model, not a curated record
GCCUGGAUGUAGCUCCGUUUCACGUCUUGCUUUAUUAACGCUCAGUUUAUGAUGCUAGCUAAACAUCACGAGUAGCUAUUUUAUCGGUUUGAUUCAUAUAAACAAGUUUGAGGAAACAAACGUGAAUUUGUAGCUGGGGAAGAAAAAAAACAAAACAAAACAAAAAACCAGAACGUGAAUGUUUAUAAACACCCUCUGUUGUAAGCUAAUGCUGGUAUGCUAGCUAGCUACACGACUAGCUUCAGGAUAUCGUGAUUUUUUUUUUUCUGGAGCAGGUUUUCUAGCACUUGGCUAGUUACCUGGAACUACAGCUAGUUAGCAUCAUAAGGAUUUAAAAAAGGAGAGAGACUGAGCAAGACAAAGCAAGAGAUUCAGGAGAAGACGAACGAAGAAGACGUUGAGCUUCAACCAUGCCACUGUUUGGUAAAUCUCACAAGAGUCCCACAGACAUUGUGAAGGCUCUAAAGGAUAAUCUGUCCAUCCUGGUAAAACAGGACAAGAAGACUGAGAAGGCUUCAGAUGAGGUGUCUAAAUGUCUGGUGGCGAUGAAGGAGAUUCUAUACGGCACCAAUGACAAGGAGCCACACACGGAGACGGUGGCCCAGCUGGCCCAAGAGCUAUACAACAGCGGCCUGCUCAUCUCCCUGGUGGAGAACCUGCAGGUCAUCGACUUUGAGGGAAAGAAGGAUGUGUGUCAGAUCUUCAACAACAUUCUACGCAGGCAGAUUGGCACCCGCAGUCCCACAGUGGAGUAUUUCUGCUCCCAUCAGGAAGUGCUCUUUAUCUUGCUGAAAGGGUAUGAGACUCCUCAGGUGGCGCUGAAUUGCGGUAUCAUGCUGCGCGAGUGCAUCCGGCACGAACCGCUCGCCAAAGUCAUCCUUCACUCGGAGCAUUUCAACGACUUUUUCGGCUAUGUGGAAAUGUCAACGUUCGACAUUGCUUCUGAUGCAUUCGCCACCUUCAAGGACCUUCUUACAAGACACAAGGUUCUAGUGGCUGAAUUUUUAGAACAGAACUACGAUGCAGUGUUUGAGAACUAUGAGAAGCUGCUGCACUCUGAAAACUAUGUGACAAAGAGGCAGUCACUGAAGUUAUUGGGUGAGCUCCUGCUGGACAGGCACAAUUUCACUGUGAUGACGAGGUACAUCAGCAAGCCGGAGAACCUCAAACUCAUGAUGAACCUGUUGAGAGACAAAAGCCCCAAUAUCCAGUUUGAGGCGUUCCAUGUCUUCAAGGUGUUCGUGGCUAACCCAAACAAAAUGCAGCCCAUCAUAGAUAUCCUUCUGAAGAACCAGACAAAGCUCAUUGACUUCCUCAACAACUUCCAGAAGGACCGCACGGACGAUGAGCAGUUUAAUGACGAAAAGACGUACCUCAUCAAACAGAUACGAGACUUAAAGAAACCCGCCUCCUAAACCUUCUAGCUAGAGAUCGCGUUAUUAAGCACCUCCGUCUUUUUACUGAGGAAUAAAAUAAACAGGAAAAAAAAAAUCACAAAAA